This is a messenger RNA of Ceraceosorus bombacis, 266 nucleotides long. Lineage: Eukaryota; Fungi; Basidiomycota; Exobasidiomycetes; Ceraceosorales; Ceraceosoraceae. The record is from the annotation of a GenBank genome assembly.
AUGCGACCGGUCGCAUUCAUCGACGCUCGUUUUGAUGAUAUCCAGAAUGGUGAGAUCACCGCACGAUUCUCGUUGCACACUAUGAACGAUGCCAAAUUCUAGGCAACGGCAAUCGAUUCAGGCCCUCGGUUGCGCCAGGUCUUUCGCCAGUCCUGAGCGAUCUCCUAUCAGUAUCUGCUGCUUUCAGCAGUCCGCUUUUUCUCUUUGACGGUCGGGCCCUCCCAAUGGGUACGUGGCAAGUAUCGAUCGGCCGAGAGAUGGAUUAG